Molecule: messenger RNA, 6763 nt
Organism: Rhineura floridana
Lineage: Eukaryota; Metazoa; Chordata; Lepidosauria; Squamata; Rhineuridae
Gene: CCDC171
Product: coiled-coil domain containing 171
Exons: 26
Coding region: 307-4263 (1318 amino acids)
Source: RefSeq, a predicted model, not a curated record
AUUGUAAGAUCUCUCCUAGGAGAUACUGGGAGUGGCUUGGCUUUCUCGUUAAUCUUUGGGUCCUAGUGCCCCCCGCAUUCUUUAAAAGCUGACUAGACUUGCUGGUUUGGACUGUUCAUAGCUGGUGGGCUUCGUAACCCCUUUGCUGCUUCCCUCACCUACGGCACACCGGGUUUUAGUGUGCCUUCAAGAUGUGUGGGAACAAAGCAAUGUUUGAAGUUUUCCUGCUGCUGCAAGGAACAUAAAUGCUGAAGACUACAUUAAUUGUUCAGAGAAUGUAGAUUAAUUGGCUGGAAAAUAGUUGUCAUGAAUUCUCAGGUCAAUUACAUGGUUCCGGAAAUGAAACGCAGGCACUCUGGAAAGACAUUUCCGCAUAACCGUAGUGAGCCAGAGAUGGAAACUAAGGAGGAUCUGAGAAGAAAACUCCAUCAAGCCAAGAAAGAGAAAUUGGAUAUAACUGCUAAACAUAAUGCAGAGCUAUCAAACUAUGAAAGCCAAAUUGCCAAGUUGCGAGCAGAAGUAGAGAAAGGUGAGGCUGUUCGACAAAGCCUGGAGUAUGAGCUUGCUAUUGUAAGGAAAGAAGUUGGUCUAGAACGGUACUCAUCAGAAGACAGGUUAUGUGAAGCAAAUAAACAAAUAGAACAACUUCAAGCAACAAUUAGAGCAUUUCAGCAGAAGUUGAAUGAGACAGAGAGAAACUAUCACAUAGCUAAACACCAAUGGGAUGAACAACAGCAAAGACUCACAGAUGACAUAUCAGAAAAGGAAGUCAUUAUCAAUACCUGCAACAGUGAAUAUGAGUUACUUUUGAAGGAGAGGACUCAACUGGACAAUAUUUUGAAGGAGGUCUUGGAACGCCACAAGGAGCAGAAGAGCAUGAUAGAAUCAGAGAUCAGGGAAGUGACAGCAGAGGAGCUUAGGUCUCAGGCAAAGCGGUGGAAAGCAGAAAGAAGUGAACUCCAGUUUCUGUUGCAGGAAAGCAACAGUGCAGUGAAGAACGUUCACAAGAAAAUGCAAGAGCUGGAAUUGGAACAUAGUAGCUGUGCAGAAGCACUGAGGCGGCAGGCCAGUGAACUUGAAUUCAGUGCUGAGCGAGAGGCUCGGCUUAAAAAAGAGCUUGAGGUAGCUACAGUAAGAGUAAAGAAACUGGAAGAAAACAUUGAGGCUGAGAGAGCGGCACAUCUGGAAUCAAAAUUUAAUUCUGAAAUAAUCCAGUUAAGAAUUCGAGACCUUGAAGGAGCUUUGCAAGUGGAGAAGGCCAGCCAAGCAGAAGCACUUUCCGAUUUGGAAAUGAUCAAAGGCAAAUUUAAAGAGGUAGAAAAAGCCUAUGAAAGAGAGAAGCGCAAUGCUUACGAGAGCUUUGAAAAACUCAAUAUCCUAGAAAGGGAGUAUGUGUCCAUAAACAAGCGGCUAAACGAAGAUAUAGAAGAAAAGAAGAAAGUAAUUACAGACCUCUCAGAGAGACUACAGAAUAAUGAAAAAAGUUACAAAGAAUUACAGGAUGAACUUCUAUUGGCCAAGAAACACCAGGCCUUCCUAGCAGAGACCUGUGAAAACAACGUGAGAGAGCUGGAGUUACUCUUGGACAGCUUUUCUGUGUCAGGCCAGCAGACAGCAGGCAUUCACAAGGACAAAGAUAAAUCUCCAAGCUUCACUCUUGUCCUUGAGACUUUGAGGCAUACCUUGACAGAUUACCAGAACAAGCUGGAAGAUGCAUCUAAUGAGCUAAAGAAAAUGACAUUUCUCUCUGAGAAGAUGGUAAAAGAGCUUGAAUCUUCCCAACACCAACUAAGAUUUCAAACUCAAGAACUUCAGGAAUUGAACAAUAACCUUGCCGGUGCCAGCAAAGAGUUAACUCAUUGGCAAGCUAAGUGUGCAGAUAGAGAAUCUUUAAUAGCUACUUUAAAAAUGGAGCUACAGAAUGUACUGCACUGCUGGGAGAAAGCGAAAGUGCAUUCUACAGAAUCUGGAAAUGAAAUCCAGAAGCUUACCCAAGCUUAUGAGAAGGAUACAGAGGAGAAGCUAACCUUCCUCCAUACUUUAUAUCAGCACUUGGUAGCAGGCUGUGUCCUCAUAAAACAGCCAGAAGGCAUCCUCGAUAAAUUCUCCUGGCCAGAGCUUUGCACAGUCUUGCAGGAGAAUGUUGAUGCCCUGAUCUUAGACCUCAACAAGGCUAAUGAGAAGGUAUCUCACCUUGAAUAUGUUUGCAAGAACAAGUCGGAUACAAUGAGGGAGCUUCAGCAGACUCAGGAUGAUACUUUUAACAAAGUAACUGAACAGAUGAAAGCGCAGGAAAGCUGUUGGUUGAAGCAGAAGAAGGAAUUGGAACAGCAAUAUUCUGGACUCCUUGGGGAAGUUCACGCAAGGGCACAGAAAUAUCAAGAAAUGGCAGAAAAAGCUAAAGAGAAGUUUGCUACUGCUGAAAAGAUACAGGAGCAAUUACUCUUUGAGAAUUCACACUUUAAAACUAUGUUGACCCAGACUCAAAAAGAACAUAUGUCUCUGCUGGCAACUUGUGCGCUGUUGUCUGGAGCCUUGUACCCUCUCUAUAGCCGAUCGUGUGCCUUAUCCAUACAAAGGGACUUCCUUCAAGAUCAAGUCAAUACCUUUGACAUUUUCAAGCAGGAGAUCCGGACUCUGGCCAAAGCUUUGUCUGAGACCGAAGAAAGCAAGCCAAGUGAUGGCAAGGUGAAGAAGAAAAAGCAUUUCAGAGGCUUGAUACGUCUCUUCCGCAAAGGUGUUAUUGCAGUGCUGGCAGCCAAUAGGCUUCGCAGUUUGGGCCAGUCUUGUAGCUCCCUUUUCUCCUGGGUGGAUGGCUUUAGAGAAGGCAUAGGAAUCUUAGUCUGUGCAGGAGACUCCAAGGAUCUUCAUAACCUGUCAAAGCAACAGAAGGAACAGAUCCGUUCUCUUCAAGCACUCAGUUGGUUUACCAGUCCUAGCCUCCUUGCUGCUAUUCUCAGUUCAGUGGUUGAGCUACAGGAAGUAGUUAGCAAGACAGAUCUGAAUUCAUGGCUUUCAGGACAUUUACUUACCAGCGCAGCAAGGAAUUCUUUUUCGAAACUUAUGGACAAACUUUGUAUUAUGAUGGAAGUCGCUACAACGGACAGCAGCAGGAGCAUUACCUACAUAGAGAAAGACUCUUUGGUUCAGAGACUAGCUCGUGGGCUCCAUAAAAUAAAUGCACAGGCUCUUAAAGAAGGCAUAAAUGAUAGAGCCCCUGCUAUGAAAAGCAUAGCAUCCUUGCAGAAGCAAAUAUUUGAAUUUACACAAAGACUACAUUCAGCAGAAGUGGAACGGCGGUCACUACGCUUAGAGCUCACGGAAUUCAAACGCAAUUUGAAUGAGAUGAAGAAAGAGGCUGACAAAGCGCAGAGCUUGCAAGAGCAAUUAAAUACAUUUAAGCAAUCUAAAUUGAUCACCCACGAGAGGUUUGAAAGUGCAUGUGAGGAGCUAAAUAAUGCAUUACUUCGGGAGCAGCAGGCACAAAUGCUUUUGAACGAACAGGCACAGCAGCUGCAGGAGUUGCAAUAUAAGCUGGAAGUGCAUUCCUGUGAAGAAGCAGACAAAAACCAAACUCUUGGUGAAGCUGUCAAGAAUCUCUCCGAGGCAAAGAUGGAGCUGAGAAGAAAAGAUCAAUCUCUGCGUCAGCUCAAUAGACAUCUUACCCAGCUGGAGCAGGACAAGCGUCGACUGGAAGAGAGCAUCCAUGAUGCAGAGAGUGCCCUCCGCAUGGCAGCAAAAGACAAAGAAUUAAUUGCUAGUCAUAUGAAAUCAGUGGAAGCCACCCUUCAGAAUGUCAGAGAUCAGAUCUCUCUGUCACGGACUGCGGCAACCAGGAAUGACUUCACCCUGCAGCUACCUAAGCUGCACCUGGAGACCUUUGCAAUGGAAGGGCUGAAGGGUGGGCCAGAGGUUGUAGCAUUCCAGGCGAUGAUUGUAAGUUUUAUGGAUGUCUAUCAACUUGCAUGCUCCAGAGUCUCCACACUAGAAAGAGAGAUAGCAUCCCAUCGGCAUCACAUUGCAGCUCUGAAAUCAGAACUCCAAACAGCAUGUCUUCGUGAAAAUGAAAGCUUGCAUUCAACACCAACUGUGCAUCCAGCCCAGGGAAUAUGUGCUCCAGCUGGUGACUAUUGCUCAUCGCUCUCUCUGUGUCUCCUGCUGCUCUUCUGCAGGAAGACGAUUCAUCCCACUCCUCAUCCUACACAGACCACAAAGGAGGCCCACCCCAUGACUAGCAGGAAUGACCCAGAUGCAGCUGGCUAAUUCUCCAUGGGAUUGUUGACCUCCAUGGCUAAUCCUCCAUAGAAUUUGUUGGCAAAGCUCCAUGACAGACCAUUAGUCGAGAGGUCUAAUGUUCCUACUAUGGAGUUGGUGCUAUGAGAGAUACAGCACCCACUACUUUGCUCUUUGUCAAGCCACUGUCCAAGGCACAAGAUUCCUGCUACAAUGGUUUGUCGGUAAUGUGUGUCUUUCUCUUUCAGGAUUUCCUUCAUCCUGGAAGCUGUUCAAAACAAGGCAAUGACACUGCUACAUAUGUACCUUUUUUUUCCUGCUGUGGAGUGGUAGAAAAGGAUCCCUUACCCAUUCCUCCUGCAAUCUGGCUUCAGCUGAGGAUAGUGCUUUCAGAUGGUGGGCAAAAAACUUAAUGGUCUCAGGGCUCCUGCACAACCUGCUCAUUCAUAUCAUGAGCUGAGUGGAAACCUCUUGGCAGGACUGGUCUGAGGAGAAGGUCUGGGAUCCAGGGGAGGGGUCCAGUGGUUUGGGAGUAUGGAGCGAGAAUGUUGGGGAGAGGCCAAGUGUUCUGCCUGUCAACAGCCACCUCCUUGAGGUGUCAUCCGAUGUAGAUGGAAGGGGUUGAGCUGCCAAACUGUCCCCUUACCUUGCGUCCAGCGGUCAUUCUAUCUCCCAGCCAGGCCCCUGUGGCUGACCCUCCUACACCACAGGAAAGGAGGCCAGAGGUGUAGCCGGGGGAUGUCCUGGCCAAGUCACCUGUGCCACCAUCGCCAUGAAUGUGUCAGAGGCUGUGCAGGCAUGAACAGACUGAUCCCAAUACCCAGUCUACUUAAAGGAGUGCCCGUUUGCUUGUCCAGUCCUGAGCCAGGAUACAAGUUCUGAACAGGUAGUCAUGCCCAACCUCUCCUGCAUUAAGAGGGCUCUGGAGAGUGAGUGUCAAGUGUUGCAACCAUGUCUUCACUUGUGUAGCCAUGCCUUGCAGUGAUCUUAACUGUGUGACCUGUAAACUGAUCUAUUUUCCAAUUGUGUGCUAAACUGUUGAUUAAAGCUAUUGGCAAUAUCUGAGGCAAGAGUCCUGAGACAGAAUCUGUCAGUGGGAGCCAGGACAAUUCAUACAAUGCCUUGGAACUGAAUGAUGCAACAUCAUCAUAGAGCACCUCUCCAGGGGCAUUUGGUACUCUGUUUCCGAAGUACAUGACAGCCACACUGCCAGUGGGCGCUCAGCUGAGCUGCAGCUGAGUUUAGAAAAAUGGGGGGGAGGGUAAAGAAGCCCUUGGACUGCCUUGUAGAACAGUUUGUAAAUAUUACUCCUUCCUAGAAGCAUGUUUGGGCCAGCCAAUCAGCCUUUUCUAUUUCAAUGGACAUUGGAUGAAUUCAAACACAACAGCAUGACUACUGUGCUUCAGGGAUAGAGGUGUUACUGGCACCUUUGGAGUUUAUAAUAAAUGUUGGCUAUGUUGACUUUAUCCAGCAAGAAGAGAACUAACAGCUGCUGACCUGCCAUAAGAUCUCUUGGGCCUAAGGUUGAAAGUUGCCACUUCCUUGAAUGUUGUAAGUGGCUUCCAGCUAACCAGGGAUGAGACUGCUGGGACCAUCAAGGAGCAAGUUUUUCCACCUGCCUUGCCCCACCCCUCUAUCAAGAGGAGCUACAGACUGAGAGCAGGACUUUACAAACCGAAAACACUUGGAGUUUGGAAAGCCAGCCUCUGGGAUGGUAAAUAAAAAGUCUACAAAAGCCUCAAAAGGAGCUGUAAAUAUAGAGACCAGAGAAUCGAGGACUCAGUGGACUUCAACAUGGACCACUCCAGCUUCAUCUCGUGCCGCCACCUGGAGCUCGCCUUCCACGCCCCGCACUUCUACCUAUGCUGCCUCGGCAAGAACAGUGUCCUUGUUGACAGCACCUUUCAGCGCAGGGGUGGCCCAGGCCUCCAGCUGCCCCUGCAUUUAUUUAUUUAUUUAUUUUAUUAAAUUUAUUAGUCACCCAUCUGGCUGGUUUGCCAUUUUGGGAUCCCCUGGGAGCUUGUGAGACUUUGGGGGUGAUUUGUGUGUGUUGGACCCCGGGUGAGAGCCAGGGUGGAUGGGUGGAGUCCUGGGUGAGAGCCAGGAGGUUAAGAGGUGUUGAGUGGAGAAGUGCAAGGCAAUCGUUUUAAUAUUCAUUUGUUAAUUUGUAUUAUGUAUGCUUUUGUAUUGUGGCUUCAUUGUAUAUUUUUAUAAUAUUUGCUGUUUUAUCUUCUGUACACUGCUUAGAGAUUUUUAUAUAUAUUAAGUGGUAUAGAAAUGGCUUAAAUAAAUAAAUAAAUAAAUUUCUUCCACCUACCCCCCCCCCACAAAAUGUCUCCAAAUUUCCACCCCAACCUUCAUGAGAAAGGAAGAUAUGACGGGUGUGUGUGUAUUGUCCCAGCCCUAAGAUAUGUCCUAAGACAUGGCCCCAUAUUUACAAAACAGAAGGAGCUUUGCACUACUAUGUUACAUUACUGUGUAAAGUUGCCUUAUCAGUAAAUCGCUCAGAUGAAUUAUGUCCAAUAAUAAA